Durusdinium trenchii is the source of this 1131-nucleotide messenger RNA. The record is from the annotation of a GenBank genome assembly. NCBI's taxonomy places the organism in Eukaryota, Dinophyceae, Suessiales, Symbiodiniaceae.
CACCCUUUCCAGUGAGCCACAACCAUUGAGCCAUAUUGAGCCGACGUCGGCUCGGCGCCCGCGCGGCGCGGCGACCGAAGAAUCCCCGCGAUUUGGACUUCAACACCGAAUUCGCCACGGCGGCUGGAUUUCCUCGCCAUGGCGUGGUUCGAGGGUCGCUCCCCUGUCUUCGGCUUUGGGUCCAAUAGCGUUCGGCAGCUACGAGGCCGCCUGAGCGAUCCGAGCCUGGUGGGCUUCCCUGGCCGCAUCCGAGGCCAAGUCUUGGCCUUUUGUGGUCCUAACCGCAGCUGGGCCUAUGAUGAGAAGAAAUCGGUGGGCACUGCUACGCUGAUCCCGAAGGAGAACUCCACGGCGCUGGGCACCGUGGCGUUCUUGACCGCGGAGCAGAUCGAAUUGCUGGACUCAUACGAAGCUGUCCCGCACGUCUACCAGCAGCGGCACUUCGACGCGGAGGUCUUUCGUGGUGCCGCCUGGCAUCGGAUGCCGGUGAUGGCCUACAUCCGGGCCGACAGCCAGGACUGGUACGAGCCCAGCCAGGCAUAUUGUUGCGCCAUUCUGAGGAACUUAGGAGGUAGCUUUCCUGGCAUCACCCAGCUGGUGAUCCGCAACACUGCAGGAGAGGAGAAGUCCCAGUGGUCUCAUCCGGGCUUCGGCCGGCUUGAACUGGGCGCCUUCCUCUUCGAGGUGGGGAUUCGCAAGGAACGGCCCUGGCAGAUGCCCCGGGAGAUCGGUGAGAUCAAGCAGCACUUCUGCGCCCGGAAAGUUCUUUGUCCGAGUAGCAUCACCAAGGAGAAGAUGGGUGACUUGAUGGAAGAUGAGGACUACGCUAUUGUCGAAGCGCUGCUUCAAAGUUCAGGCAGCGUGAGCAUUGAGGAAGACGACUCACAAGCUGAGCGGGUUCCCUAUGAGCAGGCGUUGAUGUGAGACACAUCAGCUCCUGAUUUGUCCCUCCCUAAUUCACCAUGCUUCAACUAGGCUCGACCGACCCAGAGCCUUGGUGAUGCAACUUCGCGCAGUUUUCCUUUCUUCACGCCUGAUCAGCAGGGGGGCCCUACCGGCCCCUUUCUGACUCGUGGCGAUAAAAAUAGAUGAGCGCCUGGACCCAUCGUGUGAGGGAAAGUGGUGGCUGGG